Messenger RNA from Parastagonospora nodorum SN15, 7137 nucleotides. RefSeq lists its product as hypothetical. Gene Ontology annotation, cellular component: THO complex part of transcription export complex. The coding region runs from base 1 to 7137 and encodes 2378 amino acids. The transcript has 3 exons. Lineage: Eukaryota; Fungi; Ascomycota; Dothideomycetes; Pleosporales; Phaeosphaeriaceae. The record is from RefSeq and is a predicted model, not a curated record. Gene Ontology annotation, biological process: mRNA export from nucleus; mRNA processing. Gene Ontology annotation, molecular function: mRNA binding.
AUGGCACCGCCGCCAAAGCGGAAGCGACCCGAUCGCACAAACUCAUACGAAGAUGGAAGAGAUGGGCGACCGUCACCAUACAGGCCUCAAGAUCUGCGCGCCGGAAUGGCACACUCUCAGCAACAACAUCAUCAGAACCAACAGAACAGCCCACGCGGAGGUGGUCCACGACGCCAAAGCCGGAACGGUGGUCGCGGUGGCUCCAGCGUCCCCCAAAGCCCCGUCAACACCUCGCACAAUUCACCGACAGCCAUGUCUCCUCCAGCGAAUAGCUUCCACUCGAAUAAGCCUGCGCCAGCUACACCAGCUGCGCAUGCGCCGCCGAGCAACCCGCCAUCGACACCAACCCCUGCGAAAGAUGUCCCCGAAAGCAAUGAGUACCUAACGCCCCAGCGCGUCGCCAACUGGAACGGUAGCGCCCGCAACGCCGUUGUCCAGGCUGCUCUGUCAGCGCAGCGGGAUGGCGACAUGUUGACUUUAUCCGUUGUGUUCCACGAGAUCAUCGAAGCGGCUAUCGACCGGCAGCUAGGUGCAACAGAAUUGGGUUCGCUGGUGCGAGAAAUCGUCACAUCGCCUUCAAGCGCCGACGUAGACCCUGUCGCGACGUUCCUCGACACGCUGAGUUCCUUGACGCUCGACAAGGAUAAGCAGGCCCGCGUACAGCAGAUGCUCAUGGCCACGGAUAUCGACAUAUCUCGUAUGCGAGACGAGCUCGAGGCUGAACUACUAGGAUCAUUAGGUCUCGUCCGCGACACCUUUGGUAGGGUGGCCGUCCGCAAAGCAACCCACGCCUUAUAUCGCCAAUCAAAUUACAACCUUCUGCGCGAAGAGACCGAGGGCUACUCGAAGCUCAUGACGGAGUAUUUCACCACGGUGAACAAGCCGUUGCCCCCGGAUGCCGCCAAGGAGACUCUUCAACGCGUCAAUGCUCUUAUCGGUGCAUUCGACUUGGACAUUGGACGAGUGCUCGAUGUCACUCUGGACGUAUUCGCCAACCUUCUUGUGAAGCAUUACUCAUUCUUCAUAAAAUUCCUACGAGUAAGCGCGUGGUGGCCUCAACUGCGAGGCUUCGAUGGCUUGGAGUGGGAAGAGCCUCUAGUAGCAUCGUUGCCUCAAUGGGCCCUACCUGGCUCGCUGUAUAGGCGCGAUUCUCAACAUAACAUCGAUGAACAGAUGCAGCUUCGAGAGCAGCGGGAUCGGAAGUUUUGGGCGCGAGUUGGAGAGCUUGGAGAGCGUGCAGGGAUACAAGCAUAUUUUGAGCUCGGCGCCCGUCGCAUUACGGCGAACAAUCGACAACCAGAUCAGACUAUGCCGGCAGACGGUCAACCGAUCUCGAAACAACAAGCGGCUCGAAAAUGGGCAGACGAGUGGAUAGCAGAAACCGGAACACUGCCACCGCCAAGCAACGACAUUGCAGCCCAGCUCCUCGGCUUCAAACUACGCUUCUACGCUUCCGAUGCUCGUGAUGCUCACGACCUCCUUCCAGACAACCUCGUGUACCUGGCAGCUCUAUUGAUCAAGAUUGGAUUCAUUUCACUACUGGACCUGUAUCCCCAUCUAUACCCCUUGGAAGAAGACAUGGAGGCUCACAAAGAAAAGCUCAUGGCAGAGAAGAAGGCUGCCGCCAUGGAGAAGGAGAGUGGAGAAGGUAACGCUCUAACAAGGGCUGGUGCAUUACCAGACGAUGCCCCACCAGCCCCACCGGCCGUUUCACGCCUGAGAGAGCGGGAAACUGCGUCGAAAUCAGACUCUGAGCGAAACACACCUGCAAGCACCGACGAAGAGAAGGACAAAAAGAGCUCGUUACCCGAACCGGCCGACCAAAAGCAUCUGCUAUUGAAGAGUCUUCUGUGCAUAGGCGCACUGCCAGAAGCGCUGUUCAUUCUUGGACGACACCCUUGGAUGCUAGAGGUAUAUCCAGAUCUUCAUGAGUUCUUGUUCCGGAUAGCUCAUCACUCCGUGAGCAAAGUCUAUGAAGCCACCCGGCCUAUCCCCUCGGACCAGUUCCCUGUUGUUCCAAAGGGGGCCGGUCUACGGACAAACGCACGUCCAAGCGAUUUUAUUCCCCGAAAGACGCUGAGAUGGGCGAAGCUCGACCAGCGCGAUGCCGGCGAGGGUCUGAACUACAAAUUCUACUGGGAGGAUUGGGUAGACAACGUACCUGUCUGUCAAGAUGCUGGAGAUGUACUCAAACUCUGUACUUCCUUCCUGGGUCUACUUGGUGCAGAAUGUGGCAGGGACACCCUUCUCUUGACGAAGAUUGUACGGAUAGGCAAGAAGAGCUUGGCUGACGACGACUCCUCCGCGAACCGCAAGCGCUGGAUUGACUUCUGUGCUACCUUUAUUGCUCCUGCAUUGUCGUUCACAGACAAGAACCCGGGCAUCACCAAUGAAGUUUGGGGACUGCUCAAAACUUUCGACACAGCCACUCGGUACAUGAUCUACCAGCAAUGGUUCUCGAGCAUGAGGCCGACAAGCUUGCGAGACGAAUUCGCGCAAGUACUGAAGUCGACCAAUAAUCUCCUUGGCCGAGUUGCUGCAGGAAAUACCAAAGAGUACAGCAAGAAGAUUGCCAAAAUCUCAUACGCAAGCCCUGGUAUCGUCUUUCAGAGGUGUGUGCAGCGAACCAUCAAUUAUGCCAACAUGAUUGACACACUUGUGGAGUGCGUCAAGUACCUUACGCUCCUCGGAUACGACUGUCUCACCUGGACCAUGGUGAAGUUUUUCAUCAACCCCAGCAAAGAGGGCACGCAAGACGACGGCAUGCUUUCUGCACCAUGGCUGAAGAACAUUGCAUCUUUUGUUGGUAAAGUCUACCAGCGUCAUUCAUUCAUGGAUCCAACGCCGGUCCUACAAUUCGUCGCUCAUCAAGUUUUGCAAUCCGAGGGAGAGUUGUACAUGCUUGAUGUCCUUGAGCAGAUGAUCAAGUCGAUGGGUGGUAUCAGCAUUUACGGCACUCUCUCCGAGAACAUGAUUCUUUCCCUUUCUGCUGGACCGGGCUUGCGUACAUUUACCUUCACACACCAUCUAUCCGACAAUCGCCACCAGGUCGGAUCUUCCGCGAAACGACUUGCGAGGCAUCUCAAGGAGACUGGCCUUGCGUCGCAGAUCCUUGUUGCGUUAGCCCAGCAUCUCCAAGGUUAUGUGUAUCGAGAAGACCAACAAGAUGCGCCUGACAAAGUCGUGCUUUUCAAUCUUGACAAGUUGCGCUCCAAUCUAUUGCAGUACCUCGAGCUUCUCCGCACCUAUAUAUCGGUAGAAGAAUACGACAGCCUUUUCCCUGGGGUCGUCGAGAUGAUGUCUGCCUACGGUGUGGAGGCGGACAUCGCUUUCACAGUCGCACGCGCUAGCAUAGCUGCAAAAGCGAACAAGACCAGAAUCCGGAAACCCAAAAGCCCUACUUCCCGGCAAUCAAAUGGCGAUGUUGUCAUGGGCGACGCCGACGGGAAACCCACUACCAACGGUAUAAAUUCAACACCGAAGGAUCCUGAACAGAAUUCGACAGUAGCAAUCAACGCGGAUGUUGCUGAUCAAUCAUCGACAGAUGUUGAAAUGGCAGAAGCUCACGACUCGUCCGACCAGCUAAUUGGCGACCCGGAGCCAGUGGUUGAUUCGGCCAAUCCCGGGAUAGAAGCGUUGGUGAAAGAGAUGAAAACUGUACUACCGGACACGUUUGGUCAGCAUCCAUGCUUGUCGUUCUACGUCACUUUCUGGCAAUUGUCACUACCUGAUGUCGAUACUAGCGGGUUCCGACAACAAUACCAGUCUGUGAUCGAGCAUUGGGAGAGACAGUUGCCUGCUCCAGCACCUUCGGGCCGCCGUGGCUAUAACUCCAGCGUACCCCGGAAAGAGACCGAUCAGAUGCGGAAAGCGAAGAUUGAGAUUGCCAAGCUGAAGGUGGAACAGCAGGAGGUCAUCCUAGCCAACAAUCUCACUCAGACCCAUCUGCGUGUGGAGAUGCAACGAUGGUUUGAGGGGGUCCCGAUGAUCGGUGCCCAAUCGGAUGAACUCCACAGUGCACUUCUUCAAGACUGCUUCCUUCCGCGAAGUCGCAUGUCGCUCCAGGAUGCCCAGUUCUCGGCUGCUAUACUGAAGUACAUGCACAGUUCUGCAACACCCGGCUUCCGCACCAUCAAGCUUCUAGACCUUUUGUUCAACGCCAACAAAUUAGCUUGCAUUAUCAGCAUGUACUCGGACGAGGAAGCACUGACUUUUGGCCGCUUCAUCAACAGCAUCCUUCGAGAACUCUACACAUGGCAUGAGAACAAGAACGAUGCAUACGCCAAAUUUGCUCUUGGUUCAGACAGAAAGCUCCCCGGAUUCGGCAAGAAGUUUGACUCUGACCGCAUUCCAACGGACCAUCUCCAAUAUGAUGAGUUUUGCAAGCUGCUUUACAAGUGGCACAAAUCGCUCUUUUCGGCCCUCAAGGUCUGUCUCGAUACUGGCGACUUUCAGCAAAUUCGUAAUUCUCUCGUUAUCUUGACAGCGUGCUCUGGAAGCUUCCCUAAGGUCGACACAAUGGCUUUGGAGCUGAAGCAGGCCAUCGAACCCAUGGCGAAACACGACGAGCGAGGCGAUAUUAAGACUACGGCAGGUUCCAGUCUGGCACUGUUCCGCAACCCCGAGAAGAACUUCCAGUCGGAGUUCAAGUUUCGCAAUGUUCCCGAGCCCCCGAAACUGUCACCGACGCCAGUCAAUGGGAACAGUGAGGGCACGCCUAGAAAAUCCGCCACGCCCCAACCGCAAGACAAUUCCAGCACGAAGCUCAAACCAACAGCGCCGGCCUUCCAGCCUAAGACAGAGACUAACGGCAAUGCACGAGGAUCCACACAGCGGCAUGAAGUCGACAAUCAGAAUCGCCCCACAGCCUCGCCUUCAACACUGCCGCCUUCUUCGCGUGACUGGGAAUCUGCAAGGUCGAAUUCGAGAUUACAAGAGUCUCGAGCAGCAACUCCAUCGCAACAAGAAAGGGAUAGUGUCAAGCCGGCUGCAGGUACUCCAGUGUUAUCUACAUCCACAGUUCCGCCUCGACCAGAUGGCAGGAACACGCCCCAGGGUCCACCAACAGGCAGACCUUCGCACGUUUUACCCACGAGGCCCGAUCCACAGCCACCAAGAUCACGCCAGCCUGAGCGGCCUGGGUCAGAGCGACCUUUAGAUCAUGGCUCUCAUGGUCGUUAUGAGGUUCGAGGGCCUCCGGGCGACUAUGGACGCCUAGACCGUUCCGGUGACCCUGCACGUCAACGCGAAGCCUCACCAGGGCGUCGUGGACGUCCUGUUCCUGGAGGCAGGACCCCUGAGCGGAUGCCUCACGCAGGCGAUCCUCGAGAUUGGGCAGCUCGAGAUGCAAGGGAUUACGACGAGCGAGCAAUGCGUGCACCGCCGCGGGAUGCUCGAGCACCCCCAGUGCGACCUCCUGCUUGGGAUCCUCGAGACCCCAGAGAUCCCCGAGAUCAGCGCGACCGGACUGACUCUCGUGGACAUCCUGUUCCACCGGCCAUGGAGCCCAGACGAAUGCCGUCUAAUUCAGCGCUUGCCCAUGAACAUAGGCGUGACAUGCCGUCUCACUCCCGCCAUUUAUCGGAUCGCAGCGAUCAGGGAUCAUCGCGACUACCAUCAGCCGCACCUUCACCUUCUGCAGAUGGACCUACCGUGAAUCCUGCGCGCGCAGCUUUGAUCAAUCAAGCGGAUCAUGGGAGAGACGAACCAUCUAGAAAUGAUCGAGAACCGCGGAGAGACCGAGGUAUGAGACCACAGUCUCCUCGUGGAGAAGACCGACGUGGUGAGAAUCGCCACGUCGAUGACCGUCCCCUCCCCCCAUAUCAUGGCCGGAACGAUCUGCCUCGUGAGCCUCAAGACGAGCGCGGCUUGCCACCGCCGCAUUCAAUUGGUCGUGAUCGUCGUGAAGAGCCGGUAGCAAGCACACCAACAGGCCCUCGGAGUGGGCGGAAUGAACCCGGGUCUGCUGCUGGUACAUCGAGAGAGAUGUUCCAGCCACGGUCUGCACGAUCAACAGCCCAGGAUCCGAAUUACGGCAGGCUGAAUCAGCCAGCAGACCCGGCUCCGCCAUCAGGACCGCGGGGCUCGUACAACACCCCGAAUGUUGACACUCCAUCGCUCAGCAGAUCAGGCGAGCGACCCCAUCCGCAAUCUCAACCUCCAACCCCUACUCCACCUUCAGGGCCUGCCUCAUCCCAGGCAGCCGGAAUACACCCCAGCAGGUUGGACAAUAUUCAGCGUGACAAUAUUCAACGUGCGCCACCAGGUCCUGCCUUGCAGACUAACAUGCCGAAUGCGCCGAGCGGCCCCCGUGGUACAGGCCGAGGACCCCAAAAUGUCCUGCCCUCGCCUGUCAAUCGAGGUCCUCCAACUGGUCCUGCCGCCAACGACCGUGGACCGCGUGGAGGUGACCGUCGAAACCCACUAGGUGCAAUCAACAGCGUUCUUACUCAGAACGCGCCUGCUCCUGAGAGCGGAUCGAACGGUAGGGCCCCUCUCCCACCGCAGAAUCCUCCUGUCCGUGGUCGCGGAGCAAGUCGCGCCAAUGGACCUGUCGAUGCAACUGGUGGCACCUCGAGCCCUAUGCCCCCUCCAUCACACAGCUCAACACCAAAUGCACGUGCAGAUCCCUCUCAACAAAGGAGUGGCAGGGGCGAGAACCAACCGAGCACGCCACAGGAUGAAGGACGAUCGGAGCCUCGAGGCCAUCGAGAGAGCAGACGUUCAGGGCGCGAGCGAAGUCGCUCGCCGGACCGGAGCGACCGCCGUCCCGACGAACGAGCUGCCCGCAAUGUACCGCCUACUGAAGAUCGCAGCGGCGAUCGAGAACGAGGCAGUGGCCGCGACAAGCGUGGUAGCGACCGAGAGGGUGGUAGUCGACGCGACCGUGGCGAACGUGAAGGUGGCGAACGACCUCCACGCGAAUCAGGAGGUAGUCGAGAGUCACGCGACAAUGGCAGCAGGCGUGAGCGCAGCUCUCGCGAACGAAAGGAGGGCGCCCACGCGAGGACCGACGCAGCAGAGGCGGCGGCUCAGCAGACGACGGACGCAAGAGGGUGCGAGAUCCUCAGGAUCAGGGGCAGGGACAUGGCGACACGAAGCGAAGACGCUAGAAGACGACUAAAUACACACCACUGA